GUGGAUCUGCUGGAUGCAUAGAGCUGUAUGUGGCUUUCAGAGAAACAGCAAUCUAAUUUCUACACGUAAGAUCUCAAUCCUCAUAUGUGCCUUCGUUGUGUUUAUGGCAGCAUGGAACGCAUUGGCUUGUACUGAAAAGCCACUUAAGGUCAAGACUACACAUUAAAAUCAUCUGAGGAGAAUAAAUCAAAGAUCUCAGUACCUGGAUGGAAUCUGAAAUUGACCUUUCGGGAUAUUGUCAUCAUCCAGUAGAUACAGGGAUCUCGCUCAUAGACAGCUCCCAUUUCACUGGGAUACAUUCAGUGCAUGCUCAUUCACCAGACCAUGACUCACAAGGACCUUCCUUUAACACUGGCUACAACCACAUACAGUAUUCUGCAGUCCAACAGCCACUGGCAUCAUCGCAGUAUCAUGUCAAUUCUGGAUAUUACUCACAACAAUCGGAGGACUGGUGUUCCAGUGGAAUAUAUGAUUUGAAACGGAUUCCUUCUGACAGUCUGUUUUCUAUUGACAAUGACAUUGUGGAUUUGCCACCUACAAAGAAGGCUAGGAUUAGCCCUUGUGCUGCAAGGGUUAAAGGAGAUGAGUUGUGUGUUGUUUGUGGAGACAAAGCCUCCGGCUACCAUUACAAUGCUUUGACAUGUGAAGGAUGCAAAGGCUUUUUCAGAAGAAGUAUUACUAAAAAUGCUGUUUACAAAUGUAAGAAUGGAGGUAGCUGUGAAAUGGACAUGUACAUGAGGAGGAAAUGCCAAGAAUGCCGCCUGAGGAAGUGUAAAGAGAUGGGCAUGCUUGCUGAAUGCUUGCUAACAGAAAUUCAAUGUAAGUCUAAAAGACUACGGAAAAACAUAAAACUCCCUUCUGAAAAAUCAUUCAAUGAAGAAUAUGAGGGAUUUGAAUUAAAGCAAGUGACAUCUACCACAAGAACAAGCAGGGUCAAAGCUGAACUUACACAAGACGAGAUACAGCUGUUGCAGUAUGUAAUGGAAUCAUAUAAUAAGAAUCGAAUGCCGCAAGACUUGACUUCUAAAUUGAUAGAAAACUUGAGCACAGAUGACAACUUUAUUUUCCUGACAACUAUGGCUACAAGUCAUGUUCAGAUUUUAGUGGAAUUUACAAAGAAAAUUCCAGGUUUUCAAACAUUGGAUCACGAAGAUCAGAUUGCUCUCCUGAAAGGCUCUGCAGUUGAAGCUAUGUUUCUUCGUUCUGCUGAGCUCUUCAACAAGAAGUUACUUGAUAGCCACACCGACGUCCUUGAAGAGAGAAUUUGGAAUAGUGGUAUUUCUCAUGAUUACAUAAAUCCCAUGUUCAGUUUUUAUAAGAGUGUCGGGGAGCUGAAGAUGACUGAGGAAGAGUAUGCACUGCUCACGGCAGUUGUGAUUCUCACACCAGAUCGUCAGUUCCUUAAGGACAAAGAGUCUGUUGAAAAGCUUCAAGAGUCUUUCCUGCACAUUUUGGAAAAGCUCUGCAAGCAACAUCACCCCAACAACCCUCAACACUUUGCCCGGCUUUUGGGGCGUCUCACUGAACUACGAACAUUUAGCCAUCACCAUACUGACAUGGUAAUGUCAUGGAGAGUCAGUGACCACAAAUUUACACCCCUUCUAUGUGAAAUCUGGGAUGUCCAAUAACAAAGGGAUGAGUUAUGGAAAAGAAAACUGCCAAUUUCGAACUCUUACUUCACAUAUAUAAAUAUAUUUUCGUAAUAGACAUGAUUACUAUUUUAAUGAAAUAAUAAUUAACUUUUCCAUUGUAUGUAUGUAUAUAUAUAAUGUAAAUGUAUUUUCAGAACCAGUUUUGGAUUUUUAUGGAAAAAAAAUCAGGUUAGGAUUAUUAUCUUAACCUCCAGUUAUGUUAGGCCGUGGGCUAUUUUUUUCUUUAUGAAAUAUAGUUUUUUAAUGACAUGCUGUACAUGGGAUGAUGUAUAAUGUGCUUGUAGGGACUUUUCAGUUUUGAUAAUUUUAUGUAGAGAUGCUUGGUAUGCUGCAGCUUGAGGUCAUGAUAACCAUUUUUUUUUUAAGGUUGGAGUAUCUUAAAUGUCCCACCCCUACCUCCACAACCCGAUUUACUUGUGUGCUUUUUAGCAUUUCCUUUUAUGAACAGCAUUGAAGAAUGCAAUAGUUUUAGUGAAAUAAAAUAUCAAGAUAUAUAGCAGGUUUCACUUAUUGCAUGUGUAGGUUUUUUUUAUCACAUAUAUAAAUCUAACUACUUGCUUUCUCACCGGGACAUAAUUCUUCACCUAGAAUCAGGAUAGUGGAGCCCUGGCCUCAAAGCUUGGUGGUAAAUGACUGAGUAUCAGUGCGAAACGUCAGCUGUGCAUCCCGUUUUCAUCUUUUUGCUGUGGAUUGUAGUGUAUUCCAUUUUACCAUUAAAGGACAAUUCAGGAAUCUUUU
Molecule: messenger RNA, 2390 nt
Organism: Rana temporaria (common frog)
Lineage: Eukaryota; Metazoa; Chordata; Amphibia; Anura; Ranidae
Gene: NR1H4
Product: nuclear receptor subfamily 1 group H member 4
Exons: 10
Coding region: 207-1628 (473 amino acids)
Biological process (GO): bile acid signaling pathway; negative regulation of inflammatory response; positive regulation of transcription by RNA polymerase II
Molecular function (GO): RNA polymerase II cis-regulatory region sequence-specific DNA binding; nuclear receptor activity; zinc ion binding
Source: RefSeq, a predicted model, not a curated record